AUGUUAGAAAUGAAUGAAAAUCCGAGUUUCGAAAAUGUAAAGGAACUCGAGAGUCUAUCGAUAAAAGUGAUUGCGGACAAUGAAACAGAUCCAUUGUCUUCUUCGGCAACUGACUUCGGAACCAUUACAAAUGAAAUACAAAGGGCAAUAAUUGGUCAUAAAGAAGAAUUGGAUAUUUCAGAAUUUUGUUGUGCUGCACACGGAUUUUCUAUUCUUCUGGCAAGAACUCUCGAUGGGGAAUCUCACACGAUAUUAUUUGAUGCCGGACCAUAUGGAAAAAUUUUUACGGAAAAUGCAAGAAAAUUGGAUAUUGAUUAUGAAGAAAUUGAGGCCGUGGUAUACCAUUCUGGCGGGCUGACAUCUGCUACAUCCGAAAUAGCUAGAUCACGCCUUCAAUCAAAUUUAUCACCUCCCUUGUUAGAUUUGCCCUCAUCAAGGCCAUCUCGUCGCGGUAUAAGAAGUCAUUCAUCCAAUGACCACAUAAUGGUAAUGAAUAAUCCUACGCUCGAUGAGCUUGAAAGUGCUGGUGGACAGGUUCUUAGUUCUUCGAUUCCACAUACCAUCUGUUCGAAUUUUUACUUUAUCAGCGGAGAAAUUCCACGCCAUACGUCCUAUGAACUAGGCAUGAAAAAUCACUUGUCUUAUGACGAAGCAUCGAAACAGUGGAACGAAGAUCCAUGGAUAUGGGAUGAAAGAUUUCUAGUUGCGAGAGUUAAGGGGAAGGGAUUGGUGGUGAUCACUGGAUGCGGACACGCGGGAAUUGUGAAUACUUUGUUGCAUGCUCAACAACCUGUCAAGAACAAAGAGGAGAAUUGUGAAAUGGAAGGAAAUGUUAAGUAUCCAAUUUACCUAGCGCUUGGUGGAUUUCACUUGGCUGGCAGAGAUUUUGAACCGAGAAUUCAAGAAACUGUGAGAGAUCUUAAAUCUUUGAUCAAUCCAGCCUAUCUGAUACCGGCUCAUUGUAGUGGUUGGAGAUUUAAAGCUGCUUUGGAGCAUCAGGUGAUUGGCGAAGAGAAAGCAGAGAUUGAAGGCAAUAAAAAAAUUGACGUAAAUAACACGAUCUCUAAUAAUAAUGGCAACGGUGCAUUCGCGGGAAGAGUUAUUGCCUCGGGCGUUGGAAAGAUUUUUAAUAUUACUGGAGUUGGAAAAGUAUUUUGA
Acaulospora colombiana is the source of this 1158-nucleotide messenger RNA. The record is from the annotation of a GenBank genome assembly. NCBI's taxonomy places the organism in Eukaryota, Fungi, Glomeromycota, Glomeromycetes, Diversisporales, Acaulosporaceae.